AUGCGACUAUCAGUGGACAAGCUGAAUAAGUUCUUCGAUAAAAUCGCCGCAUCCACUCCUAAUGUCAUUGAUGCAAAGAACACCUUUGCAGCGUUUACCACCGAUGUAAUUGCAAGUACCUCAUUCGCCACUGAAACAAACGCCAAUGAGGACCCGAACAACCCUUUUGUGGCCAAUGGAAAGGAGUUCUUCAACACUAAUGUUUUCAAGUCGCUGCUCAUUAUCCUUCUACCAAAGUUCAUGCGAGACCUGCUCGGCCUUGAUUCCUUCUUUGCCGACAAACCGUUCAAAUUUUUUAUUGAAGUUGCAAAGCACAUUGUCGAGCAACGUAAGAGCGGUGCCAUGGGACCAAGAAACGACCUUGUUCAGCUGCUCAUGGACGCCCGAGUUGACCAGAAGGACAUUGAGGAGAUGAACUACGAGAAGAUGACUGUGGAUGAAAAUGAGCUGAAUAAUAACGGUACAGCCGAAGUGACUAGCAACAAAAAGGAAAACAGCUCAACGAAGAAGCGACUGGAUGACAGUGAGAUCAUUGCCAACUGCAUUUUCUUCUUUGUUGCAGGCUACGAGACUACUGCUAGCACACUGACGCACUUCAUGUUCGAGCUGGCCCAAAACCAGGACAUUCAGGAGCGACUGUACCAAGAGGUGGAGGGCGCACUGUCACAGUUUGACAAUGAACACUCUGAGGAGUACUUUGAGGUGGUCAUGAGCGGCAUUCCCUACCUGGAGGCGACCAUCAAGGAGACGCUGCGCAAGUACCCGCCCCUGUCAGUGGUGGGCCGAGUAUGCGAGGCGGACAACUACAAACUGGGACCGGCGACGCUGCCCAAGGGCGCACUGAUCAAUGUGAUGAUCAAUGCGAUUCACCUCAAUCCGGAGUACUACCCAAGCCCCCACCAGUUCAACCCUGACCGCUUCAUGCCGGAGAAUAAGCACCAGCUGGUGCCUUACACCUACCUUCCCUUUUCAAUUGGGCCGAGAAACUGCAUUGCCAUGCGCUUCGCCUACCAGGAACUUCGACUGUGCAUCGCCUCCAUUGUGCGCAAGUUCAAGUUUGAAGUUACCCCAGACACACCAAAGGAACUGAAGUUCAAGAGCGCUAGUGUCCUCAUGAUGGCCGAGCCGUUUUCCAUUCGAGUCACCAAACGCUGA
Molecule: messenger RNA, 1155 nt
Organism: Rhagoletis zephyria (snowberry fruit fly)
Lineage: Eukaryota; Metazoa; Arthropoda; Insecta; Diptera; Tephritidae
Source: RefSeq, a predicted model, not a curated record